Molecule: messenger RNA, 807 nt
Organism: Fraxinus pennsylvanica
Lineage: Eukaryota; Viridiplantae; Streptophyta; Magnoliopsida; Lamiales; Oleaceae
Source: the annotation of a GenBank genome assembly
AUGGCAGCCACACUCAGCCUCCUAAAACUUCCAAUUAUUCCACCAAAAACCCAACAAUUCAGUACUAAACUUUGCAUUGCCAACAACAAAGUAAAAUUAGAAAAAACCCCACAAAAACUCAUUAAUGAAACCUUACACCACCUAAAAUCAGCUUCUCUUCCUCUCGCAGCAAUCACAGUGCCUUUCUUUCUAGACACCGAGAAUGCACUUGCUGUUGGAGGGGAAUUUGGGAUUCUUGAAGGAAGAUCAUUUGCUCUGAUUCAUCCCAUUGUUAUGAGUGGCUUGUUCUUGUACACAUUGUAUGCUGGUUAUCUUGGUUGGCAAUGGAGGCGAGUUCGCACCAUACAAGAUGAAAUUAAUGAGCUCAAGAAGCAAGUGAAGCCAGUUGCAGUCACCCCAGAUGGUACCCCACCUGCUGAACCGCCUAAGUCAUCACCUGUUGAAGCCAAGAUUCAGCUACUCACUGAGGAAAGAAAGGAAUUGAUCAAAGGGUCGUUUAGGGAUAGACACUUCAAUGCUGGCUCCAUAUUGCUGGGAUUUGGGGUUUUUGAAGCCGUAUUUGGAGGGGUCAACACAUGGUUCAGGACAGGAAAGCUAUUCCCAGGACCUCAUUUAUUUGCAGGGGCAGCUAUUACAGUUCUAUGGGCAGCAGCUGCAGCACUAGUCCCUUCAAUGCAAAAGGGAAAUGAAACAGCUAGAAACCUUCACAUUGCAUUGAAUGCCUUAAAUGUAAUCCUCUUCAUUUGGCAGAUUCCCACCGGAAUUGACAUUGUCUUCAAAGUAUUUGAAUUCACCAAAUGGCCUUGA